UUUGUUUGAUUAAUGUUGGAUCUCGUUUUUAAAACUUUUAAAACAUGAGUAAAAAACAUGUAGCAGUUUGCCGCCUGUGUGCGACGGAAACGUGGAACAGAGUGGCAAUAUAUUCCCGGGUAAAUCCUUCAGAUAACAGAGUCGAAGAAUUGAUCAAGCUUGUUGGAAUAGAGGUAAAUCGUAAAACUGAGCCAAAAGCAGUGGUAUGCUACGAAUGUUUUACAACGCUAGAAGAGUUUUAUAGAUUUAAAAUACAAUGUCAAGAAAACGAUAAGCGUAUGAGAAAUAAUUGUCAAAAAUCGGUAGAUUCAAAAGCUCUAGACCAAAAUACAAAACAGGAUGAGACAACACAUUCUGGGGAAACAUCAGGCAACGGCCAGACAAACGAAAAGAUAUCGAAUGCUAAAGUUGAAACCGUCGUAUCACCUGGAAAUUCCAGUACACAAAACAAAGCAGUUAUUAGUUCUCAAGGAGCCGCUGAUAAUGAAGUAUUGGAGGGUGUGAAUAUGGAAGACGAAUAUUCGAAGGUAACUGGGUAUUCGAAGAUACCAACCAGAUUAAUCGGAUUAUCCGCGCUAAAUAAAAUGCUCGUUCUAUCCGAAUCAUACGGAAAAUUUUUCCACUUUGUGAAAAGGUCACGAUCCAUCUACUACGAUCUGGUUUUUGAGGGAGAACACUAUAAUUCGGCUUUAUUUACACCUCGAAUAACUUCCUGGCAAUGCAUUUAUCGAAAGAAGCUAAACUGUAAGGCUCGAAUUUGUUGCACAAACGAUUACAAACAUUUUGAGAAAAAACGCCCUCAUUCGCACGGGAUUUUGUUACCAAAAAAAAGUGGAGUGGUAUUUCAACCGGCUGAGGCCCUACCCGAUAUAUUCAAAAUCUGUCGACAGCAUAUUGAAAAGAGAUACAACAGACAGCGGCAAUCAGAGAGUGGUGGACAAGUAGCGACUUCUGAACCUGCUAGCUCAACUAAAAAGUGCUCUAAUACCUUUUCAGAAGAGUCUAGCUUCAAUGGUGAAGUCUUCAAUUCUACAGAAUUCGUAGAAAUAAAUACAGACGACCUCGACGAUUAUAUCGUUGAGGCACUGGAUGAAUCAAUGAAAAGUUUACCCGUCGAAGUUGUUUACGAAGACGUUAAUACUUUUGAUAAAUUAGAAGACACCGAUGGCGACCAGAUGGUUGUAGAAUGUCCACCUGAAUCGAAAGAAAAGUCCAACAUAAAUCAAAACGAUGAAUCAGUCUCACUAAAAAUAACUCGUUGUUCUACGGAAAAUUCUUCGUCUCAUGUGGAGGACGAGCGUGACACUAUGAACAAUACACAGAGCGAUAAUAAGCAACCAACCCCUGUCGAAGCCAUCACAGAUGAUACUGCUGAUAAAUUAGACGGCUCCGACGGCUAUACGAUGAAAAGUGCAACUAGAUCUAAGAAAAGGCGCAACAAGAAUAAAGUUGGAACAACAAAGCCUUCAAAAAUAGCUCGUAAUUCUACGAUAAAUUCUUUGUCAUACGCGGAGGAUGAACGUGAUUCUAUGAACAAUACAGAGAACGGUAACGAGAAACCAAUCCCCCCUGUUGAAAUCAUCGAAGAUGAUAUUGCAGAUAAAUUAGAAGGAACUGAUAGCGAUACGAAGGUUGUAAAAAAUGCAACUAGAUCCAAGAAAAGGGCCAACAUGAAGAAAGUUGAAAAGACAAAACCAUCGAAAAUAGCUCGUAAUUGUACGAAAAAUUCUUCAUCACACGUGGAUAAGAACCGUGACACUACGAACAAUACAGAAAGCGACUCGGAACAACCAACCCAAUUCCAUUUAACGAUUGAUACGCAAGUUGUGGGCAAAAAUGAUUUCAGCAAUCCGGUUCUCGCCAAAUCAUAUCCGGACUAUAUUUACUUCGAAAAGAAUGCUCGUUCGAUCAAUUACACUCUUGUGUUCUUUGGUGAACGAUUUAAUUCGGCCCACUAUGGAGUCCAUUACACGUACUGGCAGUGUGCGCAUCGUAGACGAUUUAGUUGUAAAGCAAACCUCACCGUGGCCAAUGAUUAUACAGCAUUCGAACGAAGGUUUCACCAUACCCACGAGAAAAUCAAUGUUAAGGAGGGAACCAUUUUUACACCUCAUCAAGCAUUACCGGAUCUAUUUAAAAUAACCAAAAGCCUGUCUGCAUGGAAAAGUUUACGCACUGGAAAUGGAUCAAACUUGGAUGAAACAAUUGAUGAAUCUGAACGAAGCGCACACAUCAAUGACUGCAAUAACAUUGCAGAAGAUGAUUCAAAACGCACUGAGACAGUUGACAAGCAACGAGUCACGAAAAAGAUAGCAGGAACACGGCAUAGCCCCAUUGACAUACCGGAGGAGUGCAGAGUAUAUAGCGUCCCCGAGAUGGAAAAGAUGUUGGUGCUGGCCGAUUCAUACCCAGAAUCUUUUCAUUUCGAGAAAGGUCCCCGCCAAACAUACUUUACGAUGAUCUACAAAGGUGAACGGUACAAUACGCCUUGUUUCACUCCUCGAACCACUUAUUGGCGGUGCGCAAACAAGAGGAGGUUUGACUGUUCGGCUGUGGUUAGCGUAAGUAACGAUUAUCUUACGUUCGAGCGGAGAAACGAGCAUAACCACGAACAACAGCCGGAAAAGGAAGAAAAUGUAUACACUCCGAAAGAAGAAGCUCUUCCUUUGAUUUUUGAAGCUUGUAGGAGAACUGUGUAUAAGAAAUGUUCGCACGAUAUGGUGAAACGGCUGUGGGCGGAAAAGGCAAUCAACCUGCAAAAGGCCAAGGAAAGUAAGAGUGUUAAAAAUCAAAAAUCUUCUCGUGACAUAGAAGACGAUUCUCUAUCUGAUAAAUUUUUUGGGUUUGGUGAUGUAGAUAAGUAG
Sabethes cyaneus is the source of this 2864-nucleotide messenger RNA. RefSeq lists its product as uncharacterized. Gene Ontology annotation, molecular function: zinc ion binding. Gene Ontology annotation, cellular component: nucleus. The transcript is spliced from 5 exons. The record is from RefSeq and is a predicted model, not a curated record. NCBI's taxonomy places the organism in Eukaryota, Metazoa, Arthropoda, Insecta, Diptera, Culicidae. Bases 45 to 2864 code for a protein of 939 amino acids.